This is a messenger RNA of Cladocopium goreaui, 530 nucleotides long. The record is from the annotation of a GenBank genome assembly. NCBI's taxonomy places the organism in Eukaryota, Dinophyceae, Suessiales, Symbiodiniaceae.
CACCUGUGAGGGGGCCGCUCCACCCGCCCUGGUGUCAUGGCCCGGCAAGGGGACGAGGCUCAAACGGCAAAGCCGUUAAUUGGUGGGCAGAGCAUCGUGCAAGCAGCAGACGCAGGAAAACAUGAAGCUGUCAUCCAGCAUUUGCAACAAGAUCCAGAACAAGUACGGAUGGCAGAUCGUGAUGGAUUGACAGCGCUGCACCAUGUGGCACGGAAAGGCAAUAGCUUGUUGGCAAAGGAUUUGCUCCGACAUGGGGCAGAUGUUAAGGCAACUGAUCAGUGGGGCAUGACCCCGCUCCACAGGGCAGUGGCCAAAGGUCACGCAGCCGUGGUGGAGCAACUGCUGCACGCAAGGGCCGAGCUCCGAGCAAAGAACGCACGAGGCCUUACAGCUGCAGACUUUGCAAGAGCCCACAAUGACGACAAGAUCAGACAAAUUUUGGCAUCUUUCGCUUCGCAAUGAUCUGAGGUGGGGGGUUCUUGGGAUUGUCAAAGACAGAGCUCAUAGGAUUCUCGCCGCAGGUCAGAAAA